Molecule: messenger RNA, 1170 nt
Organism: Penicillium subrubescens
Lineage: Eukaryota; Fungi; Ascomycota; Eurotiomycetes; Eurotiales; Aspergillaceae
Exons: 2
Coding region: 1-1170 (389 amino acids)
Source: RefSeq, a predicted model, not a curated record
AUGCCGUUCGACCAGUCCCCCUUUACCCAGACGAGCAGCACCAGUGGUCGUUACCGCAACAGCCGUUUUUCCCUCGCCCAGGUCGAGAUCCCCGGCUACACCCCUCGUGCGACUCAUGAGACCUGGACCAUGCAGCGGCAUGAAGAUUUUUUGAGAGAAAAACAUACUCGAGUCCUCUCACCAGGUGCCUCUGUAGUGGUGGAGCCUGAGUUUUACCACACCUCGAGAUUCGAUUCAACUCUCAACUUGGAGAAACAGGUAUUCCGCUACAUGGUUGACCUCAACAUGGACCCUCGCAGCACAUCUCGCCAUCGAAGAAUCGAGUGGCCCACGCUAAAUCCGACCAUCCUCCCUCAUCUCGCUGGCGGCCCUCUCACCCAACGCCCGGCCAGUGCACUCGCUCCAAUCCCAGAGGCAGCUGCAGCUGUCGUUCAGAAAGAGAUCUUGAAAUGCGACUUCAAACAAGUAAUCAUCGCCGACCUCAAUAUCUAUGAUGAAGCCAGUAUCAGAAUCCCCCAUUUGGAAUCCAUCCUGCGAAACUUGUGGUGGCGUGGCCGUCGCCAGUCGGCGAUCUGGGUCCUCUUCCAGAUCUUGGUCGCCCGAGGAUUCAUCGAUCCAGCAUGCCUGCAACGUCCCGUCGAUUUGCUUCGCAGAACGCCAUCUACCAGUCUUGUCACUGGCCUUCUUGGCUGCUUCAGCGGUGUACAUACUGACGUGAGCUUGGCAUUCGACGACAAAAUCUCUCUUCAGUCGGUUGAAUGGGCUGCAGAUGUUCAGUGGCUAGCUACCAUGAUUGUCCGUACCGGUAUGGAGCUAGACAACCUCUUCGACACGAUUGCCGCCACGAAGAUCUUGGGGCAAUGCGACGAGGAAAUACUGGCUUUGUAUCGACUGAUGUACCCAAUUGCCGAGCUACCAGCUGAAGGCCGUGAAAAUGAGCGAGAAGGAACACUGCUUCCGAGUGGUGAGGUUCCGCCUUCGAGAAAUCUUUUUGCCUUUUGGCUGCCACACGGCGUGAGCGCCAACGACGAAGCUCGCAACACUCAAAUUUCUUCCUGCCUCGCUCGCUUCGACGCCAUCGAGAAAGCUUACCGUCAGACGGAGGAAAUUCCUGAGAAUGAUCCUGUUUUCACCGGAGACCCCGAGGAAGGAAACCGCACUGGCGCUUGA